Messenger RNA from Vicia faba (fava bean), 522 nucleotides. The record is from the annotation of a GenBank genome assembly. NCBI's taxonomy places the organism in Eukaryota, Viridiplantae, Streptophyta, Magnoliopsida, Fabales, Fabaceae.
AUGAUUGAUCGACGCAUGGGAAUAGCUAGAAGAGGGGAAGACUGGCAGAGCAUAAAGUCAUGGGAAGGUGCAAAAUCAAUAGGUGUCGGAGCUGCUACAAUUUCUUCAGCGGGAGAUGCUGUAGGUAUUGGAAACGUAUUCAGUUCAUUAAUUCAUUCUGUGGCAAGAAAUCCAUCAUUGACAAAACAGUUAUUCGGAUAUGCAAUCCUGGGCUUUGCUUUAACCGAGGCUAUUUCCUUGUUCGCAUUAAUGAUGGCCUUUUUUAUUCUAUUUUUUUCUAAGUUUAUCCUUUUUAAAGGUGUAGUCCUCGAGGACGAGGCCCCCAACAAUGAGGGGGAAAGAAGAGUGGUAUCCUUUGUUAACGUAGAUGAUGUUGGGACUGAUUCCUUGACUGUUCAGCUCUUUGAAGGACAACUUCCCUUGUUAAUGCAGGCCGAGGCUACAACUUAUAAACCACAAGCCGCAAAAGCCCGAGACAUGCAUCAAAGAAAAGAUUACAACCCCGGGGGGGAUUCCCCAUAA